Messenger RNA from Hypoxylon fragiforme, 2674 nucleotides. RefSeq lists its product as uncharacterized. The transcript is spliced from 2 exons. The record is from RefSeq and is a predicted model, not a curated record. Gene Ontology annotation, cellular component: transcription factor TFIID complex. Lineage: Eukaryota; Fungi; Ascomycota; Sordariomycetes; Xylariales; Hypoxylaceae. Gene Ontology annotation, biological process: DNA-templated transcription initiation. The coding region runs from base 444 to 2393 and encodes 649 amino acids.
ACCCAGGAGCUUUUCCUGUGCUGUUGAACUCUUCUACCACAGUAAACUCUUUUAUGAGCCGCCUCCUCAUCCUCAUCCCCAUCCUCAUCCCAUCUCAAGCCAACGUUGUCCCAGACACGUUCUCGAACGCGACACAUCAUUUACUCAACAGCUUCUUAUCUAGAUACCGUUGAACCGAUCGCAUUUCCAUCAUUGAAUCAACUACCUUUUCAAUACCCCCAAUUCUCUAUUCUUGGAUGGGGUUUUCCCGCCAGAGUCUUAAAGGGCUCUGUGCCUGUCCAGGUCCUGAGAGCGCGUAAAGAGUUGUCGUCAUUCUCUACCUGUAUUUAACGCGACCUUGUCCACUUCAUCGCGUAUAUUACAUACAGUAUCUGUCACCCAGAAACGCGCACUAUCGCUACCCAACCACCUUUCCCCGUCUUCUUUCUCGGCGAAAAUAUAUCAUGUCGCAUCCACCAACGAUGCCUCCGAGGCCCUUCUCGCCUCAACAUUCUGCCAAUCCGACUUAUCCUUUACCGCCUAAUAAACGAGCCAGAUUAUCUCCGGGUCCUGCUUCUAAUCCAGGCUCACCUUUUCCCAAUUACGCCCCAAGUCCCCGAGCUUCUACACCUGUUCUUACCCCAACUGGUCCGCCAACCGCGACACCUAAUCUCCCGAACAAUCAGGUUUCCUCGGGAACAUACAACACCCCGUAUCAACAAGCCAACGGUCGACCCUCGUCAGGCGCAAUGAGCCUAACUAUGCCUACUGCCGUACCGACUCCAACCAUACCAUCUCCCCAACCCCAGACGCCUAUUGCUCCUCCGACACCUCAAGCGCUGUUUUCGAAUGCCAGAUUUGCAGCACCCUCUACCGCUACUUCGACGCCACCACCAGCACCAUCGGCACCGCCAGUAAUCACCAACAUGGGCCCACCCGCCAUCAAUACCUCGGGUUCCUUCCCGUCGUCGUACGAUGCGACAAAACAGACCUCGAAGUCUACGUCGGGUAGAGCAAAUAUAUCAUAUGAUAUGAACGACAUGUUACAGGGUACUGGUAUCGAUCUUGAGGAGGAAGAGGAGUAUCUGAACAACAUAGACACUCGCGGAUUUCCCCACUAUCCACCUGGCACGCGCGAUACUAUGUACGGAGCUGGGCCAGCUAAUCAGCCUGCGCAACCUACCAGAGCAUUAACUCAAGAAGAACUCGCUGCUGAAGCUGCGGAUCGAGCGUGGAACGAAGCAGCAGCAAAGCUCGCUCGGGCUAGGCAUUCAGAAUCCAGUCACCAAUUCUUGGACUACACAGCAUUACACAAGCGCCUGGAAGUUACCGCUCAAAAAUUUGGAUUGGGCUUGAAUCUAGAAAUGAAACAUGAGAUAGCUAGUGGUCGACACACGACAACCAGGGCAGUACCACCCAGCGAAUUUCCCAAACCCGAACUCCAGGUUGUGGUUCAGAAGGGCCCAGACGGUGCAAUGGUCCAGACGAUUGGUUCGUUUGUUCCCAGCGACGCAGUGUUGAUCGACCAGUUAGCUCUGAUCUCGAUAAGUACGAAGCAGCGCUUGAGAGAGUUGAUCGGUGAUGCAAACAAGAUUGCUACCACACGACAAACUAGCGCGCAUGGCCUGGUACCCCCAGAGUGGCUUGAUGUGGCGGCUACGCAGCCUGCCAUAACGAAUGGCACUCAGGAUGAAGCCAGUGGAACGGGUGCGGAGAGCGCGGUCAGCCCCCGCACCAACCCACUCAAACGUCCUGCCGAUGAAAUCAGCAACGGCUUGCCAACGCCAGUUUCGGAAGCGUCUCCGGCCAACCCCUUAGUAGAUGCUAUGACUAGCGCUGGAAAGCAAGCACGGAACCUCGAGGAGAGUCGGCUGAGAAAACGACUAAAGAGAGCUGAGAAGACGGCGGACAAGGACAAGGAAGGUGGUGAUAGUACAUCACGGGCAGGAUCUGUAGCGCCGGGUACUUCUGGAACCGCUGGUCAAGAGCCAGGCGAUGUCAGGCCCCCGACGAAGAAGGAGAGCAAGAAGGCGGCGAAGCUCGCAGAAGCCAGCAGCACUACGGUGAACCAGACACUAGGUCUAUUUGCGGGUGGUAAGAAGAAGAAAUAUUCUUGGAUGACAGCAGGUGGUCCGGGAAGUGGAGCAAGCACACCUCGACCUCAAGUUACUAGCACAUCAGGUACACUAGCUUCUACGGGCAGUGCUAGCAGCCGAGCUGCGCGGGGUCCUCUCACGAAAGCAGGCGUGACGCACCUGGGACAGUUUCGCGAGGAUUCUGACAAGGGAAAGAAUAUCCAACUUCGGGAUUGGAUAGUGGCCCUGGAAGAAGGCGGCUUUGAUCAAAAGACCUUACAAGAGGCAUAUGACAUAUUGGACAAGUCCAGCAAGGCUACGGUGGAAAGUACAACUUGAGGAUAAGGGAAAGAAGUCAUUCCAAAGAAUUAAUGCUACAGGAGAAUAAGAAUAAGAAUAAGAAGUGGCCUCUUCCAAGUCUAGCAAGGCCUGGGACGGAUGGAUCGAAAUGACGAUGGCAUAAGUUGCAUUUCAUAAAGAGAGGGGCUGAAUUGAAGACACCCCCUAGACCUCUUCGUUAUUGUAUUCAGUAUACAGUUUCUACUACGUUUCUACGUUAGCCAGGCGUUGGCAUCAGAGGGGCAUAAGGUGACACUACUGGGUUGGUUUUUGCUUUUUUU